AUGUUUUCGUCUAUUAUUGAUGUGCUUGAUGAAAUUACAAAUGAUAGAUUGAAUAGUGAGCAACAAUAUGAAGCAUCUUAUUUACAACUACAAGAGCUAAAUAGUCGUUCUAAUGAGGCUAAUACUGAGUUGCUACUUUGUUUAGCGUGUUUAUCUCUAGCUAAUUCAUUUUUUUCUUUUGACAAUGGAAAGUUAAUUCGUCUUGCUCAGCUUUUUCCAUGUGAUUUUUCUACAAUGGAUUUAAAGGUAUUAGAAUAUCAGCUUCAAACCUAUGUUGAUGAUAUUCGUUCUCAUGUCAAGUUUUCAGCUUUGAAAGGGAUGGUUGAUCCUUCUAGGAAACUAGUUGAGACAUAA
Molecule: messenger RNA, 354 nt
Organism: Humulus lupulus (European hop)
Lineage: Eukaryota; Viridiplantae; Streptophyta; Magnoliopsida; Rosales; Cannabaceae
Exons: 2
Coding region: 1-354 (117 amino acids)
Source: RefSeq, a predicted model, not a curated record